UAGCGGCUGAGAACACCAAAGGGAUCACAUUUCAUAGAUGUUGCUGUACCCCCUCUCUUCUCCAGGGACCAUGACCUUGGACUCCCUCAGGAGAGGCUUUCUGAUGCUACUGAUGGCCUUGGGCUUGACCCAGGGAGACCCUGUGAAGCCCUCCCGGGGCCCGCUGGUGACCUGCACGUGUAAGAGUCCAACCUGCAGGGGGUCCACCUGCCAGGGGGCCUGGUGCAUAGUAGUGCUGGUGCGGGAGGAGGGCGGACAACCCCAGGAGCAUCGGGGCUGUGGGAGCCUGCACGAGGAGCUAUGCAAGGGGCGUCCCACCGAGUUCGUCAACCACUACUGCUGCUACAACCCCCUGUGCAACCAAAACGUGUCUCUGGCACUGGAUGCCACCCAGACUCCUCCAGAACCGCCGAAAGUAGACGGCCAGCUGCCUCUGAUCCUGGGCCCUGUGCUGGCCUUAUUGGUCCUGGUGGCCCUGGCUGCCCUGGGCCUGUGGCAUGUCCGGCGGCGGAGGCGGGAGAAGCAGAGGGGUCUGCACAGCGAUCUGGGCGAGUCCAGCCUCAUCCUGAAGGCGUCGGAGCAGGGGGACAGCAUGCUGGGGGAUCUCCUGGACAGUGACUGCACCACGGGCAGUGGCUCAGGACUGCCCUUCCUGGUGCAGAGGACAGUGGCGCGGCAGGUGGCCCUGGUGGAGUGUGUAGGAAAGGGCCGCUACGGCGAGGUGUGGCGCGGCCUGUGGCAUGGUGAGAGCGUGGCCAUCAAGAUCUUCUCUUCAAGGGAUGAACAGUCCUGGUUCCGGGAGACCGAGAUCUACAACACGGUGCUGCUCAGACACGACAACAUUCUAGGCUUUAUCGCCUCGGACAUGACUUCCCGCAAUUCGAGCACGCAGCUGUGGCUCAUCACGCACUACCACGAGCAUGGGUCACUCUAUGACUUUCUGCAGAGGCAGACGCUGGAGCCCCAGCUGGCCCUGAGGCUGGCUGUAUCGGCUGCCUGCGGCCUGGCACACUUGCACGUGGAGAUCUUCGGCACGCAGGGCAAACCGGCCAUCGCCCACCGGGACCUCAAAAGCCGCAACGUGUUGGUCAAGAGCAACCUCCAGUGCUGCAUCGCCGACCUGGGCCUGGCUGUGAUGCACUCCCAGGGUAGUGAUUACCUGGACAUCGGAAACAACCCACGAGUGGGCACCAAGCGGUACAUGGCCCCCGAGGUGCUGGAAGAGCAGAUCCGCACCGACUGCUUCGAGUCCUACAAGUGGACAGACAUCUGGGCCUUUGGCCUGGUGCUGUGGGAGAUCGCCCGUCGGACCAUUGUCAAUGGCAUCGUGGAGGACUACCGGCCACCCUUCUAUGACGUGGUGCCCAAUGAUCCCAGCUUUGAGGACAUGAAGAAGGUGGUGUGUGUUGAUCAGCAGACCCCCACCAUCCCCAACCGGCUGACCGCAGACCCGGUCCUCUCAGGCCUGGCUCAGAUGAUGCGGGAGUGCUGGUACCCCAACCCUUCUGCCCGCCUCACGGCUCUGCGGAUCAAGAAGACACUACAGAAACUCAGCAACGGUCUCGAGAAGCCCAAAGUGAUUCGCUAGCCACAGGCCUGAAGCCUGACUCCCCUGUACCUGCAGUGCGUGUGGGGUGGGUGGCAGACGGUGGGUGCCCUGUCUGGGUAGAGGUGGCGUGAGUAUGCGUGCUGGGGAGGAGGGUGCCCCUCUCUGGGCCGCUGUGCCUGCCUGCCGGCUCAUCCAGCCAAAAAUAUAGCUGGGCUGAAACCCGAUCCCCCGCCGUCUGGCCCGCGCAGAGCAGCAGGCUCCCUGACGCCUGGCUCUCUCCCCACCCUCACGCCCUGGGGCGCAGCCCCUACCACCCCCAGGAUAGGAUGCAAAAGAGGCCCCAGAGCCAGGGUGGCCAGGCCAGGGAAUCCCAGUCCCCGGGCCCAGAGCCUAGGCCUGCACUUUACCCCCUGCCCUCAGUUAACCCCACUGCCCCACCAGACCUGCCCGGGUGACACAGGGCCUUGUCCAGCCUUCAGUAGACAUCCUGCCCUGCCAGGUCUCAGCCUCUGGCACAAGCCCGACAGACACCCAGGGCCCGUCAUUUUCUCUGUGUGGGUUUCUAUCUCAGCUCUAUGAGGCCUGGGGCCUCUGUCUCCGGGACAAGACCCCACCAGCUGAGCACCAGCCGCCAACCAUCUGGGAGAGCUGGGGCCCGGAUCCUGGGCCCCUCCCCCACCUCCAUCCUAGCUGCCUUAUUAGGGCAUUCCACCCAGGGAGUCCUGCUGCAGGUGUGGCAGGGUCAGAGGACAGUGCAGAGGUAGCAGGUCAGACGGGUGAGGCCCAGGACUUUCGGACUAACUGAAAGCUUGGCUUUCAGAAGCCCAGCACAGCUGGGGAAAGACUCAGCUGGGAGUCAGGAGACUCAGGUUCUGGUCCUAGGUAAUUGCUCUACGUGACAAGAAUGAGGCCUUCACUGUCCCAGGACCUUCACUGUCCACAGUCCUGAUGUCCUCUGAGGUUUCUUUGAAAUUUCACCCGGUGUCAGAGCUCAGUUCAUCAGUCCCUUCUGCUCCUUUUGCCCCCCAGCCCCUGGCAAUUUGACUCCAGAUGGGGAUUUGAAAAGAACUUUACCUGAGGCCACGAGUGCCUGAAGGGCCUCCUAGACUAAUUCUACAAGCUCCAGUUCCUGCCUUAACUCAAACCAGCCACCAUCCUUGGGCCCAGACAACCCUGGGCCUUUGGGCACGCAAGCCGGCCGCUCACCCCACUCUGUGGCUUAGCCUUCUCUGUCCAGGACUGAGAAGGGCUGAGGGCCGGCUUCCUGCAGGGCCUCUGAGGCUCAGAAGAAAUUUGGCUCCAGCCAGCAAGCCUCCAGCACCCAGGUUCCUGCUCUCCACUGGUCCCUGGCCCAGGCCCACAGUCUUGGCCAGACCCCAGACCGUGUGUGUCUAAGAAGACCCUGAUGGCUGUGGAGAAACACGUGGAAUGUUCAGCAUUUGGCAAUGUCAAGGGUGUAUGUCCAUGUGAUGGAGAGGUUACCCCAAAGCCUGGGCUGGUGGAUGGGAGGUAGAGCCUCAGGUUUGUGGGGUGGGAGGGCUCAGGCUAGGGAUGAGGACAGUCCCAAGCUCAGAAGACCUGGCCUCUCAGCCCUUAGGACAGGGAAGGACCCACCAUUCUCCACAGGAGGUGACAAAAACAGCCUCCUUCCCUCCCGCUGCAAAUGACCCAGCACCCCCCCACUUCCCGUCUGCCCCCACCCAGGGGCGGCUUGUGUGCACCGUGGCAUUUUCCCAGGCCUGGCUCCCUGAGUUGUGCAAGGCCCGAAGGAGAACCAGGAAGUGAAACUGGUGAAAACAGAAAGUGAGAGGGACCUGUUAGGUUCUCAGAUGAUCACAGGGCAGUUUACUUCCCAGCAGUUUUGCGUCUUCUGGUUACUGGAACCCGCUCAGCCCAGGAGUCAGUCCUCCCCAUGACAGAUUUUAUCUCUGCUGGAUUUGGGAGCAAAGAGGUUCCUCCUGGGACUCCAAAGGCAGCAGCUCUCCAGAGGCUGGAAAAUGCCUGAGGGGGUGAAGGUCUGAGGCGGGAAGUGGAGUGACAGGGGCCGGCUAACGGCCAGUGGUCAGGGAUGGAAAGAGGCUUUGGUGAGAGCAGAGCACCCGGUGCUUCCGUCUGAAUGCAGGAAGGUGUGCCAGGGCCCAAAUUACAGCCUCUUACCUGGAGAUCCUGCUUGUGGGAGCACUCAGCUCGUGCUCAGCACACAGUAGGUCCUAAAUAAACCAUGGUCCAAUCUCGA
Molecule: messenger RNA, 3785 nt
Organism: Lynx canadensis (Canada lynx)
Lineage: Eukaryota; Metazoa; Chordata; Mammalia; Carnivora; Felidae
Gene: ACVRL1
Product: activin A receptor like type 1
Exons: 9
Coding region: 38-1588 (516 amino acids)
Biological process (GO): dorsal/ventral pattern formation; BMP signaling pathway; cellular response to growth factor stimulus
Cellular component (GO): BMP receptor complex; plasma membrane
Molecular function (GO): transforming growth factor beta receptor activity, type I; SMAD binding; ATP binding
Source: RefSeq, a predicted model, not a curated record